AUGAUCAAUGAAACACACUCAAAAGUUCUCAACGAAGUUACAGUAGAAGUUAAAAAUAAUAAUAAUCAUACUCCACCAAAUUUACUGAUCCCACCAGUUACUUGUCUAUCGACAAAAAAAUCUGAUUCUGUUAUUGCGACUUUAGUUUUAAAGGAUGGUACCAACUAUCAAGGUUAUUCUUUCGGGGCUGAAAGUCGUUCAGUGGCAGGGGAAUGCGUAUUUCAAACCGGAAUGGUUGGAUAUCCUGAAUCUCUGACCGAUCCUUCAUAUAGAGGUCAAAUUCUUGUCCUUACCUUUCCCCUUGUGGGAAACUAUGGUACUCCUUCGCGUGAUUCUAUGGAACCUCUUCUCAAAGGAAUUCCAAAAUAUUUUGAAUCUCGUGAAGUACAUAUAACCGGUUUGGUUAUCGGUCAAUAUUCACAAAAUUUCUCUCAUUAUCUGGCAAGUUCUUCUUUAUCCGAUUGGUUAAAAGAAAAUAAUAUUCCGGCUAUAUAUGGAAUCGAUACUCGCGCUCUUACAAAAAAAAUUCGGACUAAAGUUUCAAUCAAAGAACCUAAUCUCUUCAAACCUGAUCCAUUAAAAGCUAUUACUGAUGUCAAAGGUAAUACUUUACGUAUUAUUGUUGUUGAUGUUGGAAUGGUGAGUAAAUAUUAUGUUAUUGUAUUUUUAGAAAUUCAAAAAUAUAAUCAACUUCGAUGUUUCAUUAAUCGAGGAGUUGAAGUAUUAGUGGUUCCUUGGGAUUAUAAUUUUAAUAUGGAAAAUAAUUAUCAUGGUUUAUUUGUUAGUAAUGGUCCCGGUGAUCCGGCUAUGGCAAAAACAGCAAUUGAACAUCUUAAAACAGCAAUUAAAGAAAUGAAAUAUGGUAAUCGUGGUCACAAUAUCCCAUGUACGGAUAUGAUUUCUGGACGUUGUUACAUAACAUCCCAAAAUCAUGGUUAUGCAGUAGAUACCAAUACACUUCCUUCGGAUUUUCAAGAAUUAUUCGUUAACGCUAAUGAUGGUUCGAAUGAAGGAAUCAUACAUAAACAUCUUCCUAUUUUUUCGGUUCAAUUUCAUCCCGAAGCAUCACCGGGACCAAGAGAUACAGAAUAUUUAUUUGAUGUAUUUAUUGAAAGUGUUAAACAAUCCAAUUUAGCUGGUAAAUUAAUACCUUUAAAAAUGCCCGGUGGAACAAAGGAAGAGAAUCAAAAAAAAAAUUCACGUGUUAAUAUUAGAAAAGUAUUAGUACUUGGUAGUGGUGGAUUGAGCAUUGGUCAAGCAGGUGAAUUUGAUUAUUCUGGAACUUUAAACGAGGAAGGAAUCUAUACUAUCUUAAUUAAUCCAAACAUUGCUACUAUACAAACUUCUCAUUUUCUCGCUGAUAAAGUAUUCUUCCUUCCAGUAAAUCCGGAUUUCGUUCUUAAAGUGAUAAAAUUUGAAAAGCCUGAUGGAAUAUAUGUAACGUUUGGUGGUCAGACCGCUUUAAACGUUGGUAUAAAACUUAAAGACAGGUUUAAGGAACUCGGGAUAAAAGUUUUAGGAACACCUAUAGACACUAUAAUCGCGACGGAGGAUCGUGAAUUCUUUGUACAGAAAAUGCUUGAAAUUGGGGAAAAAUGUGCUGAAUCAGCUUCUGCUACUAAUACACAAGAAGCUUUAGAAGCAGCGCAAAAAAUUAAUUAUCCAGUUAUAUGUCGCGCCGCAUAUGCUCUAGGCGGUUUAGGAUCAGGAUUUGCCGAAGAUGAAACUCAAUUGAAUGAACUUUGUAGCAAGGCUUUUGCCACUAGUCCUCAAGUUUUAAUUGAACGAUCAAUGAAAGGUUGGAAAGAAAUUGAAUAUGAAAUUAUUAGAGAUUGUCGUGAUAAUUGCAUUUCUGUUUGUAAUAUGGAGAACUUUGAUCCUCUUGGAAUCCAUACUGGUGAUUCUAUUGUUGUUGCACCAUCUCAAACUCUUUCAGAUGAUGAUUAUCACAUGCUUCGAACAACAGCAGUAAAUGUAGUACGUCAUCUUGGUGUCGUUGGCGAAUGUAAUAUACAAUAUGCGCUAAAUCCAUUCUCUAAAGAAUACUGCAUCAUUGAAGUAAAUGCGCGUUUGUCUCGUUCAUCUGCUCUUGCUUCCAAAGCUACGGGUUAUCCCUUGGCAUUUGUUGCCGCUAAAUUGGGUUUGGGUAUACCAUUGAACGAGAUUAAUAACUCAAUGACUAAAGUUACUUGUGCUUGUUUUGAACCUAGUUUAGAUUACGUAGUAGUUAAAAUUCCAAGGUGGGAUUUAAAAAAAUUUACUCGUGUUGAUAAAUCUUUGAGUUCAUCAAUGAAAUCUGUUGGAGAAGUUAUGAGUAUUGGUCGUACGUUUGAAGAAACUAUUCAAAAAGCUAUUAGAGCAAUUGAAUUCAAUUUCAUGGGAUUUGGUCAGAACGAUCUUGUAGAUGAUAUUGAAAGUGAAUUAAUUAAUCCAUCCGAUUUAAGACUUUUUGCAAUUGCAAAUGCCAUGCAUAAAGGUUAUACCGUUGAUCAGAUCUGGAAAUUUACAAAAAUUGACAAAUGGUUUUUGUACAAGUUGCAAAACAUUAUUAUAUUAGAAAAGCAACUAAAAGAACAUUAUCUUUCGGUUAAACCCGAUUUAUUAUUGAGCGCCAAGCAAUUAGGGUUUUCCGAUCGUCAAAUAGCAAAGGCUGUUAGUAGUAAUGAAUUAGCGAUUAGAAUGUUAAGAAAAGAACAUGGAAUUAUACCUUUCGUGAAACAAAUUGAUACUGUUGCUGCUGAAUUUCCAGCUCAGACAAAUUACCUAUAUAUUACAUAUAAUGCCGCAGAACAUGACAUUUCUUUUGAAGAAAAAGGUGUUAUGGUACUCGGUUCCGGAGUUUACCGUAUUGGUAGUUCCGUUGAAUUUGAUUGGUGUGCUGUACGUGCCAUGAGAACAUUACGUGAAAAUAAUUUAAAAACGAUAAUGGUCAAUUAUAACCCAGAGACCGUCAGUACAGAUUACGAUGAAGCCGAUCGAUUGUAUUUUGAAAAUAUUACUCUUGAACGAGUUUUAGAUAUCUAUGAAAUUGAAAAAUCUGCUGGUGUAAUUAUUUCUAUGGGUGGUCAGACUCCAAAUAACAUUGCUAUGCAACUAGAACGUCAAAAUGUAAAGACCCUUGGUACAUCAGCAACAAUGAUUGAUACCGCCGAGAAUAGAUAUAAAUUUUCUCGUAUGUUGGAUCAAAUUGGUGUAGAUCAACCGGAAUGGAAAGAAUUAGCGAGUCAUGAAGAGGUUUACACAUUUUGUAAAGAAGUCCAGUUCCCAGUUCUGGUACGACCGUCUUAUGUGCUUUCGGGUGCCGCUAUGAAUGUAGCAUAUUCCUUAGAUGAUCUUUCUAAUUUUCUUAGUCAAGCUACAGCAGUUUCGCGGGAACAUCCUGUUGUCAUAUCAAAGUAUAUUGAAGAGGCAAAAGAAAUUGAAAUGGAUGCUGUGGCUGUUGAAGGUAAACUGGUAAUGCAUGUAAUAUCAGAACAUGUUGAAAAUGCUGGAGUACACUCGGGAGACGCGACGCUUGUAUUACCACCUCAAGAUCUUGACCCAGAGACUGUACGAAAGAUUGAAUUGGCAACACAAAAAAUUGGAGAUGCACUUAAUGUUACCGGUCCUUUUAAUAUUCAAUUUAUAGCCAAGAAUAAUGAAAUUAAAGUUAUAGAGUGUAACGUUCGUGCUUCAAGAUCUUUUCCUUUUGUAUCAAAAGUAAUGGGUGUUGAUUUGAUAGAGAUGUCUACACUUGCAAUUUUGGGUGUUCAAUUUGAACAUUAUCCACAACCUAAUUUACCAAAAAAUUAUGUUGCUGUCAAGGUUCCGCAAUUCAGUUUUAGUCGUCUAUCGGGCGCUGAUCCUAUAUUAGGAGUUGAAAUGGCAUCAACGGGAGAAGUUGCGUGUUUUGGUCGUGACAAAUACGAAGCGUAUCUCAAGGCAUUAAUUUCAACGGGAAUGACUAUCAAUAUGCCACAGAAAAAUAUUUUACUUUCCAUUGGUUCUUUCAAGGAAAAGAAUGAAAUGCUACCAUCCGUUGAAAAACUUCAUCAAAUGGGUUAUAAUUUAUUUGCCACAUCCGGGACAGCUGAUUAUAUUCAAGAACAUGGUCUUCCCGUAAAGUAUUUGGAAUCACUUGAAGAAUCUGAACAUGAAGUCAAAUAUGAGUAUUCUCUUCAACAACAUUUGGCGAAUAAUUUGAUCGAUUUAUACAUCAAUCUACCAUCGAAAAAUAGGUUUCGUCGUCCAGCUAGUUAUAUGAGCAAAGGUUAUCGUACACGAAGGAUGGCGGUUGAUUAUGAUAUCCCAUUGAUUACGAAUGUUAAAUGUGCGAAAUUAUUUAUAGAGGCUUUAUCUCGUUCGAAUACAUUUGAAAUUUUGGAUAUCGAUUACAAAACUCGUCAUAAACGAGUUACAUUACCUGGUCUUAUUAAUAUUUCAGCAUUUGUGCCCCAUAUUAUUGAACCUAAUUAUGACGAUUUUUCGCAAAUUACAAAAGCAUCUCUUGCAUCUGGGUUUACUACUAUUGUUAUGAUGCCUAUAGGUUUGACAGGCUCCUUACAUAAUCCACAGACAAUUGCUAUAGCUCAUAGUAAUGGCCGUCGCAACGCGCAUUGUGAUUUUUCUUUGUCUGUGGCCGUUAUCGAAAAUAAUUACGUGGAGUUAACAGAUGUGGUCCCUAAUAUAACUUUGACAUUCAUCCCAUUCUCUGAUCAAGGUGUUAAAAUCCCAUCUAUGGAUACUAUUAAAACCCAUUUUAAAACUUGGCCAUCUCAUGUACCUAUAAUUACUGAUGCCAAGGGAAAAGAUUUAUCACAUAUCUUGUUCAUGGCCGAUCUGCUUGAACGUACUAUACAUGUUACAAACGUGGCUACAAAAGAAGACAUUGAGUUAAUUGCAUUAAGCAAAGAAAAAGGAAAAAAUGUUACAUGUGAUGUUUCGGUGCACGCGUUAUUUUUAAAUAAUAAUGACGUACCUAACAGUAUAAAUAUUUUACCAAGCCCAUCAGACCAAGCAGCUCUUUGGGAACGCAUGGAAGAUAUCGACUGUUUUUCUGUGGGAAAAAUACCUUACCUACUUUCACAGGCUGUUGGAGCUGAGGCUGUGGCCAAUGUUGGUAUUGAAGAAACCUUACCAUUGCUUACAAAUGCUAUCAAUGAAGGAAGGUUAACGUUAGAAGAUAUAAAAAAGCGUCUUUAUACUAACCCCCGUGAGAUUUUUGAUCUUCCCGAACAACUUGAUACUCGAAUUGAAGUAGAAAUUGAUCGAAAGGUUACCAUUAGUCAGAAAGAAGGAAGAUGGUCUCCUUUCACUGGAAAAACGUUAAUUGGUGCAGUUAGUCGAGUAGUUUUAAGAGGAGAAACAGUAUAUCUUGACGGAGGGUGUUACUCUAGUACAAACGGAAAGGACAUUUCAACUUUGGCACAUGUAAUCACAAAAACACCUUCCGCUGUCAAAGAAACAUUUGCUACUAUUAAAGAUGCUGCAUACGUUCCGCAACAAAAUUUAACAAAUCACAUUUCUGACAUUAUUUCACCACCACUUGGUCCACGGGAAAUUAGUUCAAAAUCAAUUGUACCAGAAUUAUUUUCAUUUGAAACUCCUCAUGCAAUUUUACCGACAAAUAUAGCAUCGAUUAUAAAUUAUUCGCCUUUCUUACGUAAAAAUAUUCUUUCAGUAAACGAAUUCACGCGUAAUGACCUUCAUUUAUUAUUUGGUAUCGCCCACGAAAUGCGUACAUUGGUGGAGCGUUAUGGUACAAUAAAUUUGCUUCAAGGUCGCGUAAUGGUCACAUUAUUUUAUGAACCAUCUACAAGGACCUCGGCUUCUUUUCAAGCAGCGAUGUAUAGAUUAGGUGGUCGAGUCAUUUCUAUUAACGUGGAAGCCUCAUCGGUUUCCAAAGGUGAAACGUUAGAAGAUACAAUUAGAACAUUAGGAUCUUAUGGUGAUGUCAUCGUAUUGAGACAUCCCGAAGCUGGUAGUGUAAAAACUGCAGCCAAAUUUUCACCAGUUCCAAUAAUAAAUGCGGGAGAUGGAAUCGGAGAACAUCCUUCUCAGGCAUUCCUUGAUGUAUACACAAUUCGUGAAGAAUUAGGAACAGUAAAUGGUUUAACUGUCACUAUAGUUGGAGACUUGAAAAAUGGUCGAACUGUUCAUAGUUUAGUUCGAAUUUUGUCACAAUAUCAAGUUUCUCUCAAUUAUGUUAGCCCAGCUUCAUUACGUAUGCCGGAAGAAGUCAAAGCGGAAGUUCGUAAGACAAAUAAGAUAGAACAAAAAGAAUAUGUUGACCUGGAUGAAGUGAUUGCAGAGACAGAUGUACUUUAUAUGACGAGAAUCCAACGAGAACGGUUUGAUAGUGUAGAAGAAUAUAACAAAGUUAAAAGUUCUUAUGUCGUAAAUAAUGCUACGCUAAGUAAAUCAAAGCCGCAUAUGAUUGUCAUGCAUCCACUUCCAAGAGUCGAUGAAGUUGAUCCAGAAGUUGAUUUUGACGAUCGUGCUGCUUAUUUCCGCCAGGUGAAAUAUGGAAUGUUUGUCAGGAUGGCUUUACUUGCAUUAAUUUUGGGAAAAUAUUCAUAA
This is a messenger RNA of Diversispora eburnea, 6558 nucleotides long. Lineage: Eukaryota; Fungi; Glomeromycota; Glomeromycetes; Diversisporales; Diversisporaceae. The record is from the annotation of a GenBank genome assembly.